AUGGACCAUUUGAGCGAUGUGGUAAGUCAGCCUAUGGACCUUUUCCCCACUAGGACAUAUGAGGUUAGACUUGGGUCACUCGAUGCCCACAAGGCGGCACUACGGAUGUGUCUACAACAACUGGACCAACUUCUAUUUCUCUCGACUGGGUUAUGCAAGUCUUUUGUCGCUGGGUUCCAUACCUGGUGUUUCAGUACGCACAGCUACCCAUUCAUCAUUCAAUCGUUCCCCCAGCGAGAAAGUGCGUUCGUCGACAUGUCGCUGCAAAACGGCAAGGCUAAGACGACUCGACAGCCUCGCGGCCGAUCCAGACGCAUCUCUGAUGACGAAUACGGUCAGUAUCGUGAAAAGAUUCAGCGACUGUAUUUAGAGGAGAGAAUGUCCCGAGAAGAAAUCAUCUACAUCCUUGCAGAUCAAGACGAGUUCCUUUUAAGCCCCAAACAACUGAAGCAUAUACUCCAGAAAUGGGGCGUCAGGAAAAACAUCAAGUCUUCGAAGAGGGACGAUAUCCAGAGACAAAGCAGACACCAAAACAUGGAGGUUCUUAUAGAGCCCGCCAGCUAUCACUCCUUCGAGCCCACUACAGGGACAAAUGAAUCCGCAUUGCAACGACCAAAGAUCCAUGCACCUCCUCCUGGUUUCAAUGUACCGGUGCUGGAUAAUCAAUGGCAACAUGUGUCCUACAACCACAAAGACAUUUGUGCCCAUGGGAUUACUAUCGCGCAAACAAUCGAUAACAGCCAGACCAUGCUUGGAGACUAUUCUUGUUUGGGUACUGCCAACAAAUCACAGGGAUUGUCAUCUCAAAUGUUCGGAACACAAGUACUCGACACCGAGCCCCGGACUUUGACCAAUUCAACUACCUCCGAUAGUCGCUCCCAAGUAUCGUAUUCCACGGCUUUCACAUCGCAUGCAGGUGCGAUGGGAGCCCCGAUCCCUUCAGAUGCCACCAGCAUUCAAUCUCCGCUGCACUCUGUAAGCUGCUCUGCCUCCCGCCCGGACCUUCCUGCCAAUUCGCUGGGGAAGGGAAGGGUCUUAGGCGGGAGGCCGUGCUCUUACAGAGGACCUUCAUCCUCACUGUACAUUGAGGGCGCCACGUCAAGCUGGCCAAUGAUUUCACAGCGUUCUCAACGACCUUGGCAACCGGCGAACAGUACUGUUAAUAGAAGCUCUGCGUUGAGCCAUGGAUAUUCUGCCGAAGUGAAUCCCGUAGGCAUUGUCCGACUCAUUCUCAACCUAAAUUCAGUGUGUACAGAAUUUCUGGACCACAGAAACCAGUGGCAACUUCCACGGAGCUAUUCCAACUUCCAGUCGUCGCAAUUGGCGAUGCUGUGUCAUAUGCUGACCAGCGGAUGGUACCAAGUUGCGAUGAAUCAGCUUCUUCACCAUUAUCUCCACGCAUCUGCUCAUUUGAUGCGGCAGAACAAUGCUGUAACCAUGACUCAAGAUAUCGAGAGCACGUGCUUUGCUCCUUGCAGUAUCCUGCAAGCACCGGAAUCACGCGCCAAUGGGUUGAAUGAACUGAACAGAGAGUCCCACAAAUGGAUAAGAUGGUCUGGCAUAGCAGCUCGCGAAAGCGAGGAGAGCGACACAAUUAUCUUCCAGCGUGAAGUUCUCCCUAUUUGUCCUCGAAAGGCGGGAGACAACGCUUCAGCCCACAGAAUACGGAUCACACAUCUUCCGCGCACACGCACCCGUGCUUUGGGUAUCUCACUAACCCUGCAAAGCUCCUUCGAUAGCCGUCAUCACUCUGGACUGUGUACAGGCCUCAGAACAUUCAAUGUUAUCUCCGAAGAUUCCGACGUAGUGGUGUGUAUAAAACAAAACAACCUCGCAGGAUUACAGCAACUACUCAGUCUUGGACGAGCCUCGCUUUUUGAUGUGUGCCCUGACGGUAGCUCACUGCUUUGGUAUGCCAUGGGAUGCCAGCACCUCGAGAUUUUUCGUCUCCUCUUGGACGUUGGUGCUAGCAUUGAGAAUGUCUUCCAAUGCCACGAUAUCUUCUCAACCCUGGCAGUGUUCCUGGGAAUUUACCACCGUAUCGGCACCAGGCGAAGAGAAGCUAUAGUGAGUAUGAUAAAGCUUGCUUGCGCCAGGUACAAUAAUAUUUUGCCAUCGAUAGAACGUGCCAUGCUCUGCAUUUCCAUGUGGGGUGUUAUCAAGACGACAGAAGAUGCCCGGGUACUCACAGACAUCGUGGGGUGCUUGAAAAAUGCCUUCGACCUGGAAUACCGAAUUGACUGUGGACAAACACAACUCCUUUUUACCUCCUUACUGACAAACAGCUUUGCGCUAAGGGUCUUGAUUGCAAACGGCGCGAACACCCAGGCCACCGAUGAAUACGGUCGAGGCGCCCUUCAUUCGGCAUUGUACCCUCACAGCUUUAUUGUUUUGCCCAAUAGCUGUGAUAUAUCUGAAUUUCCAUGCGACACGUUCCAUCAAUGCACCUGUCCCUCGCUGCCACAAGCCCACGACAGACAUUACGCAUUAUAUAUCAGUGAAAAUUUUCAGAUGGAUGUCUCUCGACUCGAACCGACUCUCUUGGUCUUGCUCAACGCACAAUGCGACCCCAAUAUGCGCGACCACUACGGUCUCACGCCGAGCGACUAUGCAAGGAGAAAUGCCGGGAUCUGGGAAAUAUGGCACACGGCGCUCCAGGAGACUGGCUAUGCUUACGACGAGGAGUCUGGCUAUUGCUACAAGACGUAUCUGGAGUUCAUUUGA
This is a messenger RNA of Cladophialophora immunda, 2724 nucleotides long. RefSeq lists its product as uncharacterized. NCBI's taxonomy places the organism in Eukaryota, Fungi, Ascomycota, Eurotiomycetes, Chaetothyriales, Herpotrichiellaceae. The coding region runs from base 1 to 2724 and encodes 907 amino acids. The transcript is spliced from 5 exons. The record is from RefSeq and is a predicted model, not a curated record.